This is a messenger RNA of Prunus armeniaca (apricot), 918 nucleotides long. The record is from the annotation of a GenBank genome assembly. NCBI's taxonomy places the organism in Eukaryota, Viridiplantae, Streptophyta, Magnoliopsida, Rosales, Rosaceae.
AUGGAAGCAAUUGCUAGAGCCACAACAGUGCCAUGGUUUCAUGCAGAGAUGACAAAGAUGUUGCAGUUGUCUAAACCUGCACAUGAUUGGCUCAUAGAGAAAGAUCCUAGGCAUUGGAGUAGGGCAUAUUUCAAGAGUGAUUCCAAGUGUGACAUGCUUAUGAACAAUCUAUGUGAGGCAUUCAACCGUAGCAUAAUGGAUGCCCGAGACAAGCCUAUUCUGACUAUGCUAGAAAGAAUUCGGUUGUAUAUAAUGUUGUUGAUGGCGGGAAGAAAGGUUCUCUGUGAGAAAUGGCAUGGACAAGUUGGGCCAAGAAUUAGAAAGAUAUUAGAGAAAAACAAAGGAAAAGCUCAGUGGUGCAUUCCUAAGGCUGCUGGACAGAAUCAGUUUGAAGACUUUUGUGAUGCAGUGUACAAGAAAGAGGCUUAUUUGAGAGCCUAUGAACCAAUGAUUAUGCCUAUGACUAGCCAAGAUCAGUGGAUGAAGGUUAAUUUACCUCCAUUACUCCCUCCGAAAUACCACAAGCAGCCUGGUAGGCCUAAGAAGACAGAAAACAAGCUGUUGAAGAACCUAAAACAACCUGCUAAUCCAUAUAAGCUUCCUAGGUAUGGCAUCCCUUUAAAGUGUGGCAAUUGCGGUGGAGAAGGGCAUAAUCGAAGUAGUUGUAAGGAACCUAGAAAUCCCAACAUAAAGCCUACUAGGAAGAGGAACAUUGCCAAGGACAAACUUGCAGUAAGAAGGAGAGAUGGUGGAGACCAAAGUAGCGGACAACAGAGUAUGCAAUUAAGGCAAAGGAAAACACUCAAGCACUUCCCAAGGGCCUUCUCAAUCCCAGGCAUCUCAAGUAGCUGCGCUUCUCUAUCCCAACCAUCUGAAGCAGCUGAUGCUUUUCAAUCUCAGCCAUUUGAAGUAGCUUAG